Molecule: messenger RNA, 11167 nt
Organism: Biomphalaria glabrata
Lineage: Eukaryota; Metazoa; Mollusca; Gastropoda; Planorbidae
Product: major facilitator superfamily domain-containing protein 6-A-like
Exons: 9
Coding region: 2140-4053 (637 amino acids)
Cellular component (GO): membrane
Molecular function (GO): transmembrane transporter activity
Source: RefSeq, a predicted model, not a curated record
UUUUGCCUUCAAUAACAAAUAGGGGCAAGGAUAUGCUUUCUAGACUUCUGAGUUUUAUAUUCCCACCACAUCAAACAGCUCAAUUCUUACCAUCUAUUUUAAGAAAAAUUUAAAGCUAUUUUUUUUGUAUUUCUACACAUAUAGCAGAUUGAAAUCCUAAUUUGUAUUUGUACAAAUGGAGGGUAAUCACAUAAAAAGAUCCCUACUAUGAUAGGCUGGUCAUGUAAGCACUAAAAGUUGACUUCUUAACAAAAUUUUAUGGGAGCUUGCUAUGGAAAGAAUUCUCAAGAAGGCCAACACAAGAUCUAUAAAGAUACUCUCAAUAGUUCCCUUCAGAAAUGAGAAAAGGACACAACUGGGAAAAACUGUCUGAAAUCAACAUCUUGCUGAGGGUUUUCAGCUAUUACCAACAAUCUAUGAAGUGUCUGAGUAGAAAAAGCCUCUGUAGCCUUGUCAAAUGGACAAUGUCAGUCAAAUGCUAAUCUAUAUUUCAUGUACAGCUUGCUAAAGAAACCAAAUCUUAAAGGUAUCCAACAUAAACCUAUAGAGAUGCAUGCAGGAAAACAGAAUAAAACAUCUACCAAUGAAAAUAUUUGGGAAGAAAAUAAUACAAGAUUUGAAACCACAUGGACAGGUUGUAUACAUGUGCUAGUAAGCCUCUCACAGCUGAGUUGUCUCUUCUCUUUAUCAGCUAGCAACUGCAGCAUUACAUGCAAAUCCAAUUUUGCAACAAUGUCUAAGAAUUUCUGUUUCUCAGAAAAUGAGGGUUAAAAGGUGUCUUCAAGUAAUCAACUAAAUGUUAUUACUUAUGGGAUAAGUACCCAAUAAGUGUCACACAUACCCCUUAGAUCUGUAAGAAUAAAAGACGUAAUAAAAUUGACAUAAAUUUCCAGUUUUCAAAGGAUUCAACCUGCAGACCUUCUAAAGGCUAACAAACUUAAUAAAAAGAAUUUAAACAAAAUAAUCUGAUAUAUAAUUCUCUAUGUCGCCCAUCCAUGCAGGACAAGACGCACGCACACCAACUCUCUAACCCUCGAUGAGAAAGUCAUGGAAAAAUAACUCUUUUAUUUCUGCAAGUCGGACUAGAGUUACGUCACGUAACAUUCCUGGAGACAGAGAGUGCGGCUCAGAAAAAAAAGAGGGGGACAACAUGUAUAUAUAUAUAUAAUUCUCUGCAUCGCCCAACCAUGCGGGACAUCAUGCACACACGCCAAAUCUCUAACCCUCUAACCACCCAGGCCUUCCUUGCACUCCAGGCAUGCGCACACAGUUGUUUGCCCAAACCUACCCCAGAGAGAUUAUUGCCUCUGCCACCUAUCGAGAGUGGCAGGAUCGGUGGGAGGCUGAGACCCACAACAAACUCAGACAGAUUGUGGUGGAUGUCAGGUGGCGGCCCACAUCUAAGGGUCUGACACGGCAUGGAAGCACGACCAUGUCCAGACUUAGAAUUGGCCACACCUACAUCAUGCACUCCUUUGUGCUGAAGAAAGAGGAGCCCCCACUUUUUGAGUACUGUGACUCUUGUCUCACCGUGGAACAUAUUCUCAUAUACCAGGAUAUUAGGGGGACAUAUUUUGGAGCACACAGCUUAAAAACGAUGUUUGAUAAUGUCGACGAUAGGAAGGUACUAGACUUUGUCCGUUAGGUGGGGUUGUCUGCGAAGAUUUGAUUUGUGAUAGGGCAAAGAAAUUGUGAACAUACAAUAUUUUUACAACAGAUUUUUAUUAAAUUUAUAAAUUUUAUUAUCUUAACUUUGAAUAAACCUUGCUUUUAAUGACCUAACUGUAUAAAAUUUAGCUUUUGUGAUAUGAAGGGAGAGUAACCCUUGAAGGAUUACGGGCACGACAUGGCCUAAGUUGUGUUGAUGUGCCAAAAACUCAAACUUACCCCAUUUUGACUACUGUGUCUUUCAGGAAGUGCUCACCCGUCACUAAAUAGUGAUGUAUGCUACACUGCGGGUCGGCUCAUCUUAAUAUUUGACUGACUGUGCUUAUAGUCAAUAUGUUUAUUAUAAAUUGAAGGACAAUACUGAUGAUGUGUGAUAGUGAUGAUGGUAAUCAUUUAUUUUCAGCUAGUGAACACAAGUUCACAUUCAGUGCAUAAAACACCUCACUUGUCUCCAUAACUGCUAUUAGGAUAAUGGAAUAUGCUACUGGUACAAAUUUUGAGCGAAUAGCUCUAAAUAUGGCUGAAAAUGGACAGUUGGCAGAGGAAUACCAUCCUCAGAGGACUCCAGCACCAUCACCAGCUAGAAGAGUAGUCAAUAACUCCAUCUACACCAUCAAUUUGAAAUUGUUACCUAUUAAAUUGUUUUAUUUAGUUUUCAUGGCAGCUGUUGGAGUUCUUUUGCCAUUUGUAGCCUUGUAUAUGAUGCACCUUAAACUGUCUUCUAAAGAAAUUGGAAUAAUUUAUGGGGUCAUGCCAUUUGUUGGCUUUUUCAUCAGACCAUUGAUUGGUGCAGUAGCUGAUAAGUUUAAGAAACACAAAUUGACUUUGAUGAUAGUCACUGUUCUUACAGGUGUAUUUUACUUUCUGCUGAUCCUUGUUCCUGGAAGGUCAAGGUCUAUUCAUGUUCAGGUCUUGACUGCUUUCAAAUGUAAUACUGAAGAUUCCUAUGUUUCUGACUGCUAUAGAGAUGCAAUGCAACCCAGUUGUCAGGGUAGACUCUCUUUGCAAUCAUUUGUCACCUUAUUCAAAAUUGACAGCCUGAACCAAUCAGUGACUUGCAACUUUUCCUGCUUGAUUGCAGCUAAAGAAACAGUCCAUGAGUUUAGAGCCUGCUUCACUGAUAACUCAGGCUCAUAUGAGCCCAACAACUGCAACGGCACAUUGAACCAUGGGAAGCAUUUAAACUUCACCAUUCCCAGCUUGCCAACACUCAUUCAUAGAAACACAUCGGCCAGUGAUGACAAGUGCUUGAGUUAUGAUGUGAAAAACAUAGAAUUUGAAAACAAGGUUACACACCAAGCAUUUCAGAUAUUGUGUGAGAGUGAGACAGAUCUCGACUGCAUUGUUUCCUGCCCCAAGUUCAACCAAUGUGAAACUGAGAUAGUCUUGUUUGACUCCACCUUUUAUUUUUUCUUCUUCCUAUUCCUGCUGGCUAACAUCGCAUUUGCACCUAUUUUCCCUAUUCUUGAUGCAUCUGCAUAUGAGGCUUUAGGGGAAAAGCCAAAUCACUGGGGAAUGCAGCGUGCUUGGGGCACUUUUGGUUUUGCUGUGUCAUCAGUGACCAUUAUGCUGAUAAAACAAGGUCAAAUAGAAGAUUUUGCUGUUUUCUUUUACAUUUUUUUGCCACUGUGCAUAGUGUCAACUUUUAUAGCAUUCUUCUUGCCCAUAUCAUCAGAUAUUAAGUGUGGCCAGUUUGUACAUAAUGUUUUCCAGCUUCUGUCUUACGCUAAGGUCUCCACAUUUUUGUUUGUUGUCAUGUACUUUGGCAUCUUGACUGGGGCAUUGGAAGCAUUUCUCUUUGUGUAUCUCUUUGGGAUUGGAGCUGACUCUCUGGUGCUUGCUGUGGAGCUCUUUGUCCAGUGCACUUCAGAGUUAAUUAUGCUGUUUACUGCUGGGUUUAUUAUCAAGAAGCUGGGUUUAGUGAACUGUCUUUACUUGACACUAUUCUGCUAUGCCCUUCGGUUUUUGGUGAUCUCACUGAUUAGCAACCCUUGGUAUGUUCUGAUCACCGAGCCACUCUAUGGUAUUUGCUUUGGUCUUAUGUAUGCUGCAGCCUCAUCCUAUGCCAGCAUCAUAGCACCUCCUGGCAUGUCUGCUACCAUUCAAGGUCUACUAGGAGGGGUUCAUUUUGGUUUUGGAAAAGGAAUUGGAAGUCUGAUAACUGGGUUCAUGUUUGACAGUAUUGGGGCCACGUGGACCUGGCGGGCCUACUGUAUUUCCUCAGUCUUACUUCUAAUUGGAUACUUUAUUCUAAACAAAACUGUAUUCACUGGCAGCCAUCAACCCCCUACUUCAACAAACAAAGCGGCUACAGUGCCUGAUGAACAGACCAGACAAAAAGAGAAUCUUAUUAAAGACCAGAAUGAGACUAUGGAAGUGGCCUGAAAGUGUAACAUCACUACUGGUGAUAUGAGGCAAGACAUUGGAAAAGUUUAUAUAGAAUCAUGUUGUAAUCAAACAAGUUAAUGUGUUUCUGUAAUUGAUGUUGUUUACAGAUGUGCAGUAAAUUAUUGUUCUUUUGUGUGAUGUAUGUAAUGAUUGCACUGUUAAACUUGUUUAAUUUAACUCAUAUUGUUGUGAAAACAUUUUUAAGAAUUAGCAUUGCAAUUAAAACUGCAGAGCUCAAUUUGUAAAAAAAUUUUGAUAUGUAACAUUACUUUAAAUUCUGACAUUGCAAAUUCAAAGUUUAUCUUACAUAAAGUCUUUAGACUUAAAGGUCUAUACUGAUUACAUGUUAAAAGUUAUUAUUUUUUUUAAAUCUUGCUAAACAAAUGGCUUAUAAUAUAGUAACAAUUUAGCAAACUAGGCAAAUUUAAGUGGAAAAAAAGGAAAUUCCUUGAUAAGUCUUUUUAAAAUGUAUUUAUUUAGAAUUUGAUACAGUUCAUUUAAUAAAUAUUUUUUUUAAUCAUGAUUUUAAAAAAAAAAAAUCCAAGAUGUAACAUUGAAUAAUUUUCUCAAUUGGAUUUUAGAAAUUGAAUGCUAUUAGCUUCAAACUAACAGAUGAUACUGCAAGGAACCAAAGCACAAAGCCUUAUGAUGCAAGCUUCAGUAGCAUUCCCUAUGAACAUCAUUUUUGAAUCUCAACUCAUUUAAGGCUCUCCACCCAUACUUUCGUGACUUUAUCUAAUGUCAUGUUUUACAACAUCAAAUUUUAUUGAUAUUCAUUUCUUCAAAUGUAAAGAAUGCUCAUUAGGUCUGUUGUUUACAAAUGCCUAGCACAAAAUACACUAGCAGCGGCAUUGAAUUGUGCUGUAUAUGUCUAGAAUCUCUUGAAACAAAUGUGAAGCCCAAAUAUAUGUGUACUAUCCAAAAGUAACUUCUUAAUAGGAGAGGUAUAGCAUUUAAGAAGCACAAUGAAUAAUGUAAUAAAUUGAGUUUACUAGUCUUUUGUUAAAUUAUUUGUUCAAUUCUCUGCUAAACUGGCAUUAUUCAACAUUUAGUUUUGACUAGUGAAGUCCUGGUGUUAAUAGAUUCAGUCAAAAAAGUUAAGGCCAAGUUGUUUUUUUAAAGAGAACUUUCCUGACAUAAAGAAAGUUUGUAUAUUAACAAAGCCAGUCUAUGUAUAGGGUAUGUCAUUUGAACAUGUUUCUUAAUGAGACCAUCAUUUUUUUUAAAGGACCAUGCCAUUAUAGUCAGGCAAAUAUAUUGUUUGUUAACAAACUUUUGUUUUGAUACAUGUGAAUUAUGCUAUACAUUAAUGAUCUUGUAUGAUUUCUAAUUGUUUUGAUCUUGUUAUUGCUAUUGUGAUCCUUGGUUUGUAUGUCAUGGUUACACAGAUUGGAUUCUGGUGAUACAAAAAUCUUGAAUUUUUAGCCUUGUCAUUUUAACAAUUGUUGACCUUGUGUUUAUUUUUUAUUUCUGAUUUUUACAACUUUAUUCAUUAAUUUCUGAACUGUAUGGUCACUGACAUCUGCUUAGGUUGACAUGUUUGUUUGUGGAAGUACCUAAUCAAAGACAGAGUGAGGAGUGGACCAGAGCGCUUUUUGUUUUUUUAAAUCAAUGUACUGUUGCUUAUUAGUUUUUGUGUAUUUUUUAAAUUUAAUUUAAAUAAAGGGGGGUGGGUGAGUUUUUACAUUUGGCAUUUUGAACAAAAUUUGUUCAGAACAUUUGUAUAGGACUUGGAACAGUUGACUGUCAGCUUGAAGUUGCUAUGUCACAUCUAAGUAGUUGCAAGUCUUUCAAGUAAUUAAACAACCCUAACUCCUCCAGCAUCUAGUGAUGUUGUAGUAUUACUAAAUAGAUUCUACUAUUGAGCACCUCUUUCCAAUGUCUUAAGUGCUGCUUGUUAUCUAUUGAAUGAAAAACUUGACAGUUGUCCUAUGAUAAAGUAUGGAUACACUGGACAUUGAGUUUCAGAGUAGAGGGAGAUAUUUGAACAUUUCAUUCAUACCCUCAACUUUCCUGGAACAACUACCUCAAAAUUAUUUUAUUAGUUCUUGUAGCUUUUUACAUCAUUUUUUGAAUACAAUUGAAUAUAGUGUAACCAAACAUUGGUAUUCCCUUUGAAUGUAUGUAUAUAACUGAUAGUGAAUAUAAUCAGUUUAUUUUUACCAUGUUUACAAUACUACCACUAUAUCAAUAUAUUCUAGUUCUAGUGAACUCAAUGAGACUCUUGAUUCCAUAUAUUUGAUGUUCAGAAUAGCCAUAUGUAGUCUACUAGACUUGUUUGACCUUCAUGUUAUAGACACUCAUGAAUGACCUUGGAAUAGAGCUAGUACAUAAGAACUGCAACUUUAAUGUUAGGAACUUUGGCUGCACUAUUUUAGGCAAGUACAUGAGCUAGUGACAAAAACAAUAACAAUAAAGAACUAGUUGAGUAUGAUUUAAAAAAAAAAAUCUCUUCAAAAUAUCCCAUUGACAAAUAAAACAUAAGAUCUGGGACAGCUUUUAAUUCAAAACUUCUACACCCUCUUCCCUUUUUUCCCAAAACAAAUCAGAAUACGCUUUUCCCAGAACAUUUGUGGGUAUCAGUUGUUUUUAGGUCAUCAUGACAUUUAUUUCAGAUAAUUAUUUUUCUUCAGAUUUUUGAUAAAUAUAAAACAUUUUUAUCUGUAACUAAUGGUACUAAAUCUAAUACUCUAUGACAAUUUUAGUUUUUUAUUGAGUUUUCAGAAUCUCAUUCAGAUUUGCAUGACUUGCUUUUUGGUCAAAAUGUUUAUUACUGACUUUUGCACUGUUCAAGUUUUGAUAUUUCUUGAUACUUUUUACUGCUGUUCCUGGGUUAUUUUUACAUUUAUAUUCAAUUUCUUAAAUAACUCUAGGAUUAUAUUUUUAGGUUUCUUAUUUUCACUAGUUCAACUUAUACUUGUUACUUGAUUAUUUCAACAUUUCAAGCUUCAGCUCUAGACAUUAUUGGAUGUCAUUUUUAAACAAGACUUUUGUUUGUUCCAUGUGUGAUGUGUACUGUGUAUGCAUGUAUAUUUCUUUUUCAUUUCUUGAUUUGACAUUGUUUUGAUGCAACAAAAAUAUUUCAGUCAGCCAAGUGGAAACUCAGCUCUCUGAUCAUAUUGAUAUAUCAUAUUCUAUAUGGUAAUAGUUUAUUCUAUGUUGUUUACCUAUUUUAUUUUUGGAUGAAACUAACUAGCACAUAGGUCUUGGUUCAUAUAUCAGAACAGUUUACUGCUGUAGCAGGAUCUUUUUUUUUUUUUUUGUACUUUUGUCAUUCUCUGACUUCACUAGACUUCCAAAGAUCCUGGCAUCCAAGAAAUACAAUAUUCCCUAUGUAAGAUACUAGAUGACAUUUCAAACCUUGUCUAUACUAUAGAGCUUUAAAACAAACAAUGUUGUCUCAUUUUUAAUAUCUAGCAUGAUCUUAUAUCAACUUAGUGUAUUCCUUGGAUAUGUUAUUUAUAUUCAUGCUACUAAUUCUAUACCUUAUUCACACAAGUAUACUAAAUAUAUUAAUGCCUCAUUAUACCCAAACAUAAGGGCACUGAAAGUAGUUGACUCUAUUUGAAUAGAAAAGCUACAACACAUGGGCUCUGUUCAAAGUAGACUUUCUAUACUUACUAUGUGCAUUGGAAAUCAAAGUGAUCAGGUUUUUACUGUAGAGCAAGUUUUGUUUUUUUUACCUGGAAAGAAACAUUAAGUGUGGCUUGUCCAAAUAUUGAAAUGUGAAUUGACCAAUUGUGGAAGGAUAUUUCAUGGCCAUUGUGGGAGGAUAUUUCAUGGCCAUUUGUUCUUGUUGUCUAGUCUAGUGUUAGUGUGCCAGAAAGUGUUCCACCACUUCACAUCUUCAACUAAGCAUAGCCCAUUCGUCUGUUCUGUUUAGUUUUCUAACUGUUAGACUAGGGCAAGUGUCUCACUUUGAUGACUUUUAUUAUGAUCUUGUUUUAUUCUAGUCACUGACUGAUGUUAUAGAUACAAUUUGUUACCCAAGUUCCUAAAAUCAGGAAAUGUGAUCGUAAGUGUUUCACCAUAACAUUGUGUGUUUUUUUUUAUGUUGCUUAUAAUUUCCAUGGGUGUUAGCCACAUAGAGAUCAAUUUAUUUGUAUGAAUGAUUCAACUUUUCACUUUAACAAGGUUCUCAUGGAAUAUGUUUAAAGAAGCAGAUUAUCUCCAGUGAAGACUCACUGUGCAGUUAUUUGCUAAAUAAUCAACAAUGGAAGUUGUUGAAAAUUUUGGUUAUGAAAAUCUUUUCACAUUUGUUUACUUAGUUAAUACUUAAGUGUAGUAUUUAUCAGCAUUAUCCAAUCCACUUUAAAAAUGCUUGGUUCAGAUUGGAUACUUUGCAUCUACAAUUCCAGAUAAAACGCAGGGAGCUGAACUUGGAUUGUCAAUCUUCCCAAGGCUUUAGACAUAAUAAGUAGUGAAGGUUUUGUGGAGGAUUCUAAAAGUUGCCCUUUCAGACCUUGCGACCUAUAAGGCAGAUGAAGUAAAGGUCAUCUGUUUCUGUGGUCCACAGUUAAGGAGGAUGUCAUGUGGCCAGCCUUUACUUUUCUCCAACUAAUGUCAAGCCAAGAGCUGGCUGGACUCAGAGGCACCCUAAAGAUUUCUAAAUUCAAAAUCCCAGUCUUCUUCGAGAUUUGAACCCAGGGCCCCUGAUCAGAAGCCAAUUGCUUUACCACUCAGCCACCUUUGCUUCAAGGAUUCUUUCCAUUACAAGCAACUGCAUGAGGGUAAAAAAAAAAGUUAAAAUAGCCACAAUUAUAUUUACUUCUCAGAUAAAUCCUCUUUGUUGAAUGGCUUUGUCUGCAGUGAAUGUGACAAUAUACGCAGGUUGCAACUGGGUCUUCAUGGUCCAAUACUGCACUCUAGCUUAUUCUGCAGACUCAUUGACAAAGCCUUAUAAUUCUUGAAACAAAACAUAAUGUGUAAAUAUUGCGAUGGACAUCAAUCAUUAUUUGUAACAUAUCAGUAUUAUAACAAGCUAGGUCUUUUAAAUGUGUCUCCAGACAUCUGUAUGUAUGUAUACGUGUGUUUAUUAAUUUAAUUCAAUAAUGUUCUCAUCAUGCACUCUCCAACAUUGUAUUGGUUCAAACCCAUCAAAGGGUAUCAGUGUGUUCAGUUGUGUUGAAAUCAAAGGGGCACAAACAAACAAAAAUCAACAGAAUCUCCUUUUUUUUGCUGCAGUGUAAAAUUUGUAAAACAUUGAUUCAAUAGUACACUCUCACUGUGUUACAUUUGUCUUAUUUAUACAUUACAAGAGGAAUGAACAGUUCCAUUUUUAAGAAGUUUUUAAAAUGGUAUUACUUUUUUAAAAGAAGGUUGUUUUUGCAUUAAAAAAAUGGAUUUUGACUAAUUGUCAAAUGAUCUUAAGAAAACUAAAUGUUCCAAUUUCCAUUGUUCCUUAAAGAAAAAGUGAAGAAGUUUUUGUAAGUUGUUGUUUUUUUUGUGUGUUUGUUUUCAUAUCCCCAUUUCUCUCAAAUGUUGUCUUUUAAUCAGCUUGUGCAUUAAAAAAAAAGUUUUAGUUUAUUUAGAAAUCUCUUUCUGAAAGUUUGAUAGGAAUGUGAGAAAUGAGGAAAGUAAAUUGAAACUGAGACUAAAAAAAAAGUCUUUGUAGUUUUAUACACAAAUUGACAUUGUUUUACAUAAAAAAAAAAUAUUUUACACAGGCAUAAAAAAAUUUUAUGUAAAAAUUUUUUUUUAUGGUUUUGAAAGCUAUAUAUCUAUAUGUUGUUUAAAUGUUGUUGUUUUUUUGUUUUUGUUUUCUUUUAAGUUAUCAGGAAAUAAAACCAAAUAUUUAAUGAUUACAAAGUAUGUACCUUUUUUUUUACAUUGUGCACUUGAAUGUAGUCAUUGGUAGACAAGGCAUUAUGCUAUUAGGUUUGGUUAACUGGCAAAUAAGUUUGUGUGAGAUAGUGUCUCUGGUACAAUUUUAAUUAAUAAUUAAUCCUAGACCUAAUCUUAACUCAUUGUCCAUCUAAAAUCUUAUUUAUUUCUUACUUCUGAUUUCAAUCAAAGGCUGUCAUUUCCAGGAUCCUCAAUCUUUUUUACCGUGAGACCCCAUCAUCAAGACAUUUUCCCUUCUUUAAAAGUCUUGUGUAUCAGAGCAUUCAACCUUCAGCAACCCAAAGUCUUGUGUCUCUAGUUUUUCUUUAAUCUUCAACUACAAAUACAUUUCAAGUCUAAUUUGAUGAUGUAAGUCCAAACUUGUUUGCACACCAAACUGACAGAGUCAGUAUUAUUAGGAGUUCAAAGAAUCCAAAGAAACUUGUACAAUACAUUUAUGUCAUCAUUUGUCAUCUAAUUCAGUCCAUGCAGUGUGUUUAGUAACCACCGCUUAGGCUGUUGUUGUUUAUAGAGCUCUGGCGCAUAGAAUCCUAACACUUUGUUGGCAGAGGACAGCUUGUAUCAAACAUUUCUGCAAUAUUGGCAUGUACGGCCAGUACUUGAUAGAAGAAGAAUUGAAAGAAAGAAAAACAAUUGUGCAGUCUUUAAAAAAAAGACAAACCACUUCAUGAUUUUUGGUUUUGUUUUUUUAUAUGCAGAGCAAAAGUUCUUUCUUGCAUGACCUUUCUUAAAACCAAUUCAGCUUGUUCAUAAGUAAACAAAAAAAAGUUCAAAAUGCCUCCAAAUUCCAUAGAUUCUGCUUACAUAGUUCUGUCAGUCAGUCUCCUCUAUGUUCCUUGUACAAAGUUAUGUUGUGAGUUUCUUCAAUGUAUUGGUUAAGGUUCAUUGUAAAUGUGUACUUGACCUUGUACAUUUCAAUUGCCUAGAGUUCAACUCCAUCCUGAAGAAAAUGAAUUGGUGCAUGUGUUUUAAGAUGAAUUAGAAUGAUGCCAUUGAAGACAUCAACAUUGUUGUCACAAUUUAUUGACUAAACUCUUUCUUAACAUCUACUAGGGCUUAGCCUGGAGGACUUAAACAAACACUGUGCUGUUAUAGUGUGUCCUUUCCUAACCAAUGUAUUGAUACAGAACAAUGUCUAGUUCACAUUGUGUAGCAUGUUGAUGCCAACCAUUGGAUGGUGCCAUGUAGGAUGUGGGUGUAUUUCAAUUGUGCCUUGGUGUAACCAAAAUGUUAACGUAAACUUCAAAUAAAGCUAAAUAGAGAUACA